Molecule: messenger RNA, 3514 nt
Organism: Amphiprion ocellaris (clown anemonefish)
Lineage: Eukaryota; Metazoa; Chordata; Actinopteri; Pomacentridae
Gene: mttp
Product: microsomal triglyceride transfer protein
Exons: 18
Coding region: 113-2773 (886 amino acids)
Biological process (GO): lipoprotein metabolic process; lipid transport; cholesterol homeostasis
Cellular component (GO): basolateral plasma membrane; Golgi apparatus; endoplasmic reticulum
Molecular function (GO): lipid binding
Source: RefSeq, a predicted model, not a curated record
UAAUAGGAGAAGCUUGGACUUGCCUUCCUUUUUUCUGGCCUUUUGGUGCCACUUCAGCCGCUGACUCUUCUGUGUCGGUUUGGUUCAUCUGGCUGCAGAGAGAGGACACACAAUGUUGGCUCUUGUUGUGUUCUUGCUGUGUGCAGCCUCCUCCUUCUCCGCUUCAGCCAAAGGUGUUGCUGCUGGACCCCGACUGAACAACAACCAGCUGUACAAAUUCAGCUACACCACUGAGGUCCUGAUAGACAAGGCCAGGGGGUCAAAGGAGGGCAGCGCUGGCUACAGGAUCUCAAGUGAUGUGGAUGUUAAUCUGGUUUGGAGAGAUCCGAGCAGCAAGGAUGACCAGCUGAUUAAACUGGCGAUGUCAAAUUUGAGGAUUGAGCCUGUGUCUCAGACAUCAGAGAAGAAGAACAUCCUCCAUGGAGCCACAACUGAGAGUGUUUUGGGGAAAACCAAACUUGCUGCUCUGACAAAACCUUUCUUGUUGCAUCUGAAAAAUGGAAAGGCAAAAGCAUUUUAUUCCUACUGGGAAGAACCUACAACCAUCAAGAAUCUGAAAAGAGGCCUGGCAAGCUUAUUGCAAGUGCAGCUCAACACUGGGAAGGUUGUCGAGAAUGAUGUAUCUGGGCGGUGUACGGUCGAGUACAAGGCAGUUAAAGGUCAAGUAACAAGAACCAAGAUCCUGGAGACGUGUAAUACUGCAGAGACUGGAUUUACGACGCACAGUAAGGUCCUGGGUGUGAGCUCGAAGGCCAGUUCUGUUACGGUGUUCACGCUCGAAGACGGUUUCAUCCGCUCUGCCGUGGCUGAAGAAACACACACACUGGCUGUCAAUGUUCGCAAAUCCACUGCAGCUAAAGUCGUGUCCAGACAAACACUCACUUUGGUGGGAAAAGAGGCCGGCCCAGUGGAGGCUGCUGGGAAAGACGUUGCUGGCGUUGUCAAGUCAGUUGAUACCAAACUGGCAGCUGUUGGUAUUGUGGCUGAGAAGGUCAAAUCCCAGUGCAAAGGCUGUCCAUCACUUUUUGAACAUUGGCAAGCUGAAAAGAAGCAGCUGGAGCCAGCGAGCCUGUCCAAAGCCACGGCUCCUCGCAGCUUCCUGGCCCUCAUCCAAAGCAUUAGGAAGGCGUCCAAAGACGAGAUCCUCAAAGUGCUGAAGAGUGCCGACAAGGCAUCUCUACCUCAGGUGGUGGAUGCUGUGACUUCCUCCCAGACUACUGCAUCUCUCGAUGCCAUGCUUGAAUUCCUGAACUUCACCGACGCCAAAGGUUUGGUCCUGCAGGAGAGGUUUCUCUACGCAUGUGGCUUUGCCUCACAUCCAAAUGAGAGAAUGCUUGAGGCUCUGCUGGAUAUUUCCAAAGGAAAGAUCGGCAGCACCGACAUCAAAGAAUCAGUGGUGAUCAUUAUGGGAGCCUUGGUCCACAAGCUGUGUCAGAAAGGAGGGUGUAAUUUACCGACGGUGGUGAAGGUGAAGAAGAUGAUUUUAGAUGGUCCCAAGAGCACAAACGAAGAAUCUGAGGUCCAGAUGUACCUGUUGGCCCUAAAGAACUCUCUGCUCCUGGAGGCCAUUCCCAUAUUUACCAAAUACGCAGAGUCCGAGGUGGGAGCUUACUGCACUAUCGCUCUGACUGCCCUGCAGAGAUAUGAUGUCAGCCUUAUGACCAGUGAGGUGAAACAGACAGUGAACAGGGUGUAUCACCAGAAUCGCCGAAUCUAUGAGAAAAACGUGAGAGCUGCCGCUGCUGACGUCAUCCUGAGCAGCAACCCGUCAUACAUGGAGAUCAAGAACCUGCUUCUGUCCAUCGGAAACCUGCCCCACGAAAUGAACAAGUACAUGCUGUCCAAGAUCCAGGACAUAAUCCGCUUCCAGAUGCCUGCCAGCAAAGUUCUACGACAAGCUAUGAAGGACAUGAUUUCACAUAACUAUGACCGUUUUGCAAAAGUCGGCUCAUCAUCUGCUUAUUCAGGAUUCAUGGCACAAUCUGCUGAUGUGAGCUCCACGUACAGUUUGGACAUCCUAUAUUCAGGCUCUGGGAUCCUGAGAAGAAGCAACAUGAAUAUUUAUGGUGCUAGUAAUGGAGCAAUGCUACAUGGACUGCAGGUGGCAAUCGAGGCCCAGGGUCUGGAGUCACUGAUUGCUGCCACACCUGAUGAAGGGGAAGAAGACCUGGAGUCGUUCGCUGGAAUGUCGGCUCUGCUGUUUGACGUCCAGCUGCGACCGGUCACCUUCUUCAAGGGUUACAGUGAUCUCAUGUCCAAAAUGUUCUCCAUGACCGGAGAGCCCAUGAACGUAGUGAAGGGUCUCAUCCUGCUGUCUGAUCAUUCUGAGGUCAUCCAGCUGCAGUCCGGCCUGAAAGCAAAUGCAGAGUUUCAAGGAGGGUUAGCCAUUGACAUUUCUGGAGGCAUGGAGAUCAGUCUGUGGUACAGAGAGUCCAAGACCAGUGUCAACAACAGAGGAGCGUUAGUGGUCACUGGUAACAUUACUGUGGACAUGGACUUUUUGAGAACGGGCGUGGAGGUCAGCUUUGAAACAGAGGCGGCGCUGGACUUCAUCACCACUGUCCAGUUCUCUGAAUACCCCUUCCUGGUGUGCAUGCAGAUGGACAAAACUACCUUCCCAGUCAGUGAAUAUCUGACCAAAUAUGAGCGUCUAUCAUCAGGGAAGAGCAUUAAAUCGCGGAAAGGCAGAAAGAUGCUCAUCCCCGGCUCUGAGUUCCCACUUCACCAGGAGAACUCAAACAUGUGCAAGAAAGUUUUCGACUCCAGCUGGUAAAGAAGAUACCACAAACUAUCAGAAGAGUUCAUUGCAUUCAGGGACAGCUAUCACACCUCUACAGUGAAACGGCAGGCAACUCAAGCAACAAAAGACCAUAAGACAGAAAAGUGGUAAAUGUGUAUCUUUUUUUUCUUUUUUUAGCGACACAUGCAAUGUUUACAUUCCUGUGAGUAUUUAAGUCAUUUUGAUUCAACCUUGUUUUUAAAAUCAGGAAUUCUUGCAUUGUCUUCUUGUGGAUUUCCUUGAUAAAAAUGUAUUUAUGAUGGGCACAUUCAGGAUGUAUGUUUUAUUUGAUGUGCAACAUGAAUAAUACCACUGUAAUUUCCCCCCCAGCACGGUUACAGUGAAAAGGAACAUUGUAAAUAUCAGACUGGAGACAGUGGAUUGAAUAGAAAGGCUCCUUUCCCUUAACAUUCCGAUGUUUUUUAAUUAAAUGUGUUUAUAAGGAGGAGCAAUUUAUUGUCUUAUGUCACUGUAUCACCAUCCACACACCUGAAAUAACUUAUGUUCCACAGUAAUGCUGUUAAUUAAUUCCAUUUUUAUAAUCUCGUUGGCGAUUUUUUUUAAGAGUAGCUUCUCCAGAGGUGAGAGAUAUGUUUGUUGAAUCUACAAAGACAAAUCCACUUGAAUUUAUUUUUUUGUACAAGGCUGUAAUUGCUGCAUGUGUGAAGAUGACGUGUUUCUGUAUUUAGGAAUCUUUAUAAUUGGCUGACAAUAAAUAUACACUGGAAACAUGCA